Epinephelus fuscoguttatus (brown-marbled grouper) is the source of this 2420-nucleotide messenger RNA. Its product is annotated as NXPE family member 3-like. NCBI's taxonomy places the organism in Eukaryota, Metazoa, Chordata, Actinopteri, Perciformes, Serranidae. The coding region runs from base 196 to 1848 and encodes 550 amino acids. The transcript has 8 exons. The record is from RefSeq and is a predicted model, not a curated record.
AUGGCAGUGUGCCAGGCUUACGGCCACAACUAAUUGCUGGAGCCCAUUAUCCAGGUGCUGUGGGUGCAGGGCAGCAGUCCAGUCCCCUGGUGGUGUUUCUCACAAUUCCUUUUUCAUUGGUGUGCAGUGUCACAGUACCAGAGAAAGUGCUUACAGUGCUAUGCUGCAGCCAGAGAUAAAGACUGAUCACCGACCAUGAAGGCCAUCGCUUCUAAUAGGACAAGCAUCAUCAUCUUCGUCUUACUGGUUGUCUUUGUCUUAGUCUUUGUGCUACUAAACAUGCAGCAUAAAGUCCACCCUCCUAAACAAUCCACCAUCAAUGUAUCAACAGUUUCCACUGACCCCGACAAGCGUCAUAGCUUCUGCACCUUCCAGCCACACUCCCGUGAGGAGGCUCUGGAAGAACGCCUCCUACUAGAUUCCAUUGCUUGGCCUGAAACUCCACUUUUGCCAGCUCCUGUUUCCCUGGAGAAUACCAGUGAUCCAGCUCACAGCACCUUCACCAUUCUCCCAAGGAGGGGAGGAGGACAGUGGCAUGUAGGGGAUCAGCUGGAGGUCAUGAUAACAAUGUCUGACUUUCAGGACCGUUCCAAGAAGUAUGGGGGGGACUUCUUACUCGCCCGCUUGCACAACCUGAAGCUUGGUGCAGGUGUUGCUGGGCAAGUGGUGGAUCAUCUCAAUGGGAGCUACUCUGCUGUGUUCUCUUUACUCUGGGAAGGAGACACGCAGGUUGAGGUGACGCUGGUUCACUCUAGUGAGGCUAUCACAGUGCUGAGCAGGCUGACCAGAGAACAUCCUGACAGGGUUACCUUCAGCAGCCUCUUCCGCUCAGGCUCACGCUCUGAAACUACCCUCUGUAACGUCUGCCUACGUCCAACCCAGAAACCUCUUUGCAACUACACUGACCUCCGUACAGGUGAGCCUUGGUUCUGCUACAAGCCAAAGAAGCUGAGCUGUGAUGCCAGAAUCAGCCACUCAAGGAAAAUAUACAGACCAAACCUCAAGGAAGACGAGAGGAAGCUCUUUCAAAGUGGUGUCAACAUGAAAGUCCUCAUUCAGGCUUCCGGACCUGACAGUGUCAGCAUAUUGCCAAAAGAGGAAGGUCAACCAGAGGUGAAAAGCGGCAAUGUGACAGCUGGACCCUCUGGCUAUUACUACCAUGGUAUGUGGCGAGCACUAGGAGGCACCACAGUUCAUCAAUUCAACACCUCUGCCAUCAGUCAGUGUCUGAAAGGCAAGGUGGUCCACAUGUAUGGAGACUCCACCAUCAGGCAGUGGUUUGAAUACCUCAGAGCUCUACCAGAUCUUAAGGAGGUCAACCUGCACAGCCAGAGGCAAGUUGGACCUUUCAUGGCCUUACACUAUGCAAACAACAUCUUGGUGACAUUCCGCUGCCACGGUCCUCCUAUCCGUUUUUACAUGGUCCACACCAGCGAGCUUCGUUACAUUGCUAAUGAACUAGAUGGUGUAAAUGGAGGCAUCAAUACUAUUGUAGUUUUUGGCAUCUGGUCUCACUUCAGCACUUUCCCCAUGGAGGUCUACAUCAGUCGGCUGCGGAGCAUCCGCAGGGCGGUUGUAAGGCUGCUGGACAGGGCUCCAGGCACGCUGGUCGUUAUCCGGACAGGAAACCCCAAAGUUUUAAAGCGACUUUAUGAAACAUUAACCAACAGUGACUGGUACACUCUGCAGCGUGAUAAGGUGCUCAGACUCAUGUUCAAAGGACUGAAUGUUCAUCUGAUCGAUGCCUGGGAGAUGGUCGUGGCCCACCACCUGCCACACAGCCUCCACCCACAACCUCCCAUUGUUAAGAAUAUGAUUGACCUUCUCUUGUCUUACAUAUGCCCUUAAAAGAAGGGCUAGAUGUGUGUUUGUUGGGGGAGAGGUGUGGCUAUUAAAGCACAUGCUGAGUUUACGUGUUAUGUCUGUUUUCUCCUCAGACUGUGUUUAAACAUAGUGACUGGCUGCAGUAUAGGUCAUAAACCCCACCCACUCCAUGAUGGGACAUGGACCUAAGAGGUAUCUACUGUUUCCUCUUCAUACCCUUUUGUUACUAUGUAAGAUUGGGGGUGUGAGCUAUACAGUGGAGUUUCCCACUCUUUCUACAUUAUAUUUUAUUUAAAAGCGCUGUAUGUAAGAAUGUGGCCAAAACGGUUACUGCACUGAAAUUCAAAAUACUGCCGCGAGUCGUGUCCGCCCCCUGUAUGCUAUGUAUUGGGACACUGCUAAUGCUGCAUGCCAUGCUGCUUUAGCUCAGUCAUAACUGUAACUGAUGCUGAGACUCUACUGACUGUGUGACUGGUAGACGGCGGUGGGUGGCGCAACAGGCCAAAACACAAAUUCAAAACAUAAACAUGAUUUGCGGACUGUAAAAAUGUUUUUUAAAUGUGAAUAUUCUGGCUGUACUAUUGUUGUCAGUGAGA